This is a messenger RNA of Scutellospora calospora, 4158 nucleotides long. NCBI's taxonomy places the organism in Eukaryota, Fungi, Glomeromycota, Glomeromycetes, Diversisporales, Gigasporaceae. The record is from the annotation of a GenBank genome assembly.
AUGCAGGCGAAUUGUCCCAAUGAUGCCGAGAAUGAGAGUUCAAACCAUAUCAACAUGGCUUACAAUUAUGAUUGGUCAACAACUUCACUAGGUCCUAUAGAUUCGUGGGAUCCUACAAUCAAAACUGCCUUUAAUAUAUGCCUUCAAUCUGCGUUUCCCAUUACCAUCUUUGUUCCUCCUGAUUGGAACCAAUUUUAUAAUGAAGCUUGCAUACCAAUAAUUAAAGCGAAACAUCCAUACGUUUUUGGAAAGCCAACAAUUGAAGGUUUUUACGAAGCAGCUCAUUUUAUGAUACCAGAAUUUGAGAGUGUAAGAGAAAAAGGAAAAGGCAUAUUUAAAAAAGAUAAUUGCGCCGAAUUACAACGUGAUGGAUAUAUUGAAGAGACUUACUUUGAUUAUACAAUGAGCCCGAUUUUCAAAAAAGAUGGCACUUUCUGUGGUAUAUUUAGUCUGACACUAGAAACUACUCAAAGAGUUUUGAAUACUCGAAGAUUAAGUCUACUUGGAAAAUUUGGACAUCAGAUUUCUGAUGUUAAGUCAUUAGAAAGUGCCUGCCGUAUUAUAACGAAUACAUUAAGAGACAAUAAUGCAGAUAUUCCUUAUGCAUUGAUUUAUUUUAUCGAACAUAAAUCAACUGCUGCUUCUGAAUCUCUAAUUGCUCGCCUGAUCUCUACAACUUUUGAUGAUAAUAGUAAAAAUAAAAGGCGUUUCCCCGAGUAUUUUCCAGAAACCCAUGAAUUAAUUAACUUAAAUAAAGACUCUAAUAAGAGCCAUAAUACAUAUAUAGAAUUAAAACGGACAACAGCAACUUAUUCGUUCUUAAAAUGCGAAUCUUGGCCAAUAUACCUUGCAAUAAAGGAUGGACAACAUGUAAAAGUUCUUUUAAAAGAUGAAUCACAAGCCGUACUCUUACCAAUAAAAAUUUCUUCUUGCAAAGGACAGGUCUUAUCAGUUGUAUUGAUUUGUGGUAUUAAUCGGCGUUGUACGCUUGAUGAGCAGUAUAUGGAAUUUUUACAGUUAGUUAAAACUCAAGUGAAUGCAUAUUUACAGCAAGGGAAUUCGGUAGAAGAGGAAAAGAAAUCGUCUAAUAUUUUAAUUAAUUUAAAUAGUCAAAAAAUCAUGUUUUUUCAAGGCAUCAGUCAUGAAUUAAAAACACCUUUAACCCUAAUGCUUUCACCACUUGACGACGUAAUUAAUGAAUGUCCGCAAGAAGCGCCAAUUAUGUCGUAUCUUCAAACUAUACGACGUAACUCCCGUCGAUUACUUAAACUCGUUAAUACUUUAUUACAAUUUUCAAACAUGGAAACCGAUCAAUUAGAAGCGAAUUAUCGUGAAACAAAUAUAGCUGAAUUUACUCGAGAAUUAGUUUCGGAUUUUGAAAAUAUGGCCAAAUCAUUAGGUUUGGAUUAUAUUAUCGAUAUUCCACACUCUGAGGAAUUUAUUAAAGCCGUGGGCGAUAAUGUUUACUUAGAUCAUGAGAUGUACGAAAUAAUUAUAUUUAAUCUAUGUUCGAAUGCAAUAAAGCAUACUUGGAAUGGGCGCAUAACCAUUCGUCUGUAUAUUGACUAUAAAGACGAUAAAAGAUUAAUAGUCUUUGAAAUAUCGGAUACAGGAGUUGGUAUUCCGAAAAUUGCGCUUCCGAAUAUAUUUAAUCGCUUUUAUCGUGUAGAAUCUCAAGGUUCACGUAGUCACGAGGGUACUGGGAUAGGGCUCUCACUAGUUAAAGAAUUUAUUAUACGCCAUGGUGGAGAUAUCACUGUUACUUCAGUAGUAAAUCAGGGGACAACAUUUAAAUGCUGGUUUCCAAUAGGAUGUAUGCACUUACCAGCAAAUCAAAUACGCUUUAAUGAAGUUGAAAAUCCUAUAAGUCAUGGUCGAGAAUUAUACACUAAUAGGCAACUUUAUUUAGAAGAAAGUUCUCAAUGGAUAAAAAAUAAUACGUCUGAAGCACAAGAUGAUAUAAUUAUGUUUAAUCUAUCUACUAAUGAUCCUUCUACAGAUGACUCAGCUAUUAGAAAAAGAUAUCAAAUCUUACUUGUUGAUGAUAAUGCUGAUAUGCGAGAUUAUCUAUCAGAUCUGUUAAAAGAAUUCGAUAUACGUCGUGCUUGCGACGGUCAAGAAGCUUUACGAGUCUUAGAAAAGCUUCCCAAGUUACCUGAUCUAAUUCUUAGUGAUGUCAUGAUGCCAAAUAUGAAUGGAUAUCAAUUAUUAGAAGUGUUAAGAUCUGAUAUAAAAACUCAAUUAAUUCCCGUAAUAUUAUUAUCAGCAAAAGCUAGUGAAGAAUCUAAAAUCACAGGUUUAGAUAAAGGAGCAGAUGAUUAUUUAACAAAACCCUUUUCUGCUCGAGAAUUAAUUGCCCGUAUUCGUGCUAAUAUUGAACUCUCACUACUUCGUCGUAAAAUAUUAUUUCAACAAUGUAAACAAGAAGAAACAAAGCAAUUACUUCUUUCAAUAACAGAUAAGAUUCUUUCUGGAUUAGGUCUAAAAGAAACUUUGCAAUAUGUUGUCAAAGAAAUUUAUCAUAGAAUAACAAGUGAAAGAGUAUUUAUUAUUUUAAAAAAUGAACGAUCUAAAAUUAUGAGCAAUAGAAUAAUUGCUAUAUAUGAAGAUUCUAUAAGUUUAACAAGCCCACUUAUUGAAAUUAGUGAUAAUAAUAAGAGUAAAUCUCAAAUAACUGAUUCACCAGAAUUUUUGAAUAAUAAUUCAGGAAUAGAGAUUUUUUUAGAUAAAUAUAGUGACCAUGUUCAUAAGAAUGCAUCCAUAUUAUCAGUAGAAAUAAAGUUGAAGAAUGAUCUUUGGGGAUGGAUAAAACUUCAUAGAUCUCCAAAUUCUAUUUGGCUUGAUUCUGAAAUAGAAUUAGUACAACAAAUAUCGAAUCAAAUAAGUUUAGCUAUUACUCAUGAAAGCUUACUAGAGGAGAAUUCUGCAAAGGAAAUUCAAAUAAAAGCUAUUGAAACUGCAAAUAAUAUUAUAAAUCAAGUAUUAGCAAAUACUUCUCACGAAUUGCGAACGCCACUAGGAGCAAUAGUGGGAAUUCUUUCUUCCUUUGAUUGUACUAACUUAACUACCGAUCAAAAAGAUAUGAUUAAUAUUGUGUCAUAUGCUUCAGAUACCAUACUAUCUAUAGUAAAUAAUAUUCUUUAUGCGGCAAAAUUAGAAGCACAAAAAAUCAUCCUAAUAAAUAGAACAUUUGAUUUAUUGGAAUUAUUUGAAGACAUAAUUGAGGCAUUUGGAAAAAGAGCUAUUGCUAAAAAUAUCGAGCUAAUUGUAAAUUGUGAUGUAGAUGGAUUUCCGAGAUAUGUUAAGAGCGAUCCUGAUAGAGUUAAAUUUACUGAAAAAGGAGAAAUCAUAUUGACAAUUUCAAUGCAAUCACAAAAUGUAAUUGAUAUGCAUAAGGAGAGUCCAACUUAUGGUCAAACUAUUAUAAAAGGAAAUCUGUUGGUUGAAUUAUGCGAUACCGGCAUUGGCAUGGAUCCUGAAUAUAUAAAACAUGCUUGGAAAAGAUUUUCGCAAGGUGACACAUCAAUAACUAGAAAGCAGGAUGGUACAGGACUUGGUCUUUCGAUUUGUAAAAGUUUGGUAGAAAUUAAUGGAGGAGAAAUUAAUGCAGUAAGUCAGUUGGGAAAAGGAAGUAAAUUUUGGUUUACAUGGAAUAUCGAGCUAUCAUCAUCGAUUACAUCAACACUUUCAAAAUUUUCAACUUCCUCGUUAUUAGAGACAAAGUUUGAUGAACAAAUAAAUUACGUAUUACCUCAUGUCAUAAGACAAAAAAGGGUACUAAUAAUUCACCCAAUUGAAAGUGUGAGAAAUGCAAUGUUAAUAUAUCUUAAAAGGAUCGAAAAAGUUGAUGCAUUUGAUACAUUUGAUAAAGGUAUUUUUGCAGCAAAGGUUUAUAAAGGAUUAUAUAAUCGAUCCGCUUAUGACAUAGUAUUUAUUAGUCUUUAUAAAAAUAAUGAAGAAGAGGCUAUAAAAGCAGCAUUAGAGUUAAAAGAAUUAGAAAUGAAUAAUAAUUUAGUAAUAAUAUUUAUAGUAUUUUCAAGUAAGGAAGUAAAUGAGUUGACUGAAAAGUUAUAUAAAAAAGUUGGAGGGACAAUUUCUAUUAUUUAUGCACCAAUUACAUGGAAGAAGUUAAUUAAUCAAUUUAUAAAUAUAGAAUAA